AUGCGCUACAGUCGGUUGGCAUCGAGCCACGAAGAAGCCGACGAGUAUUCCCGUCUUCUCCCAAUGCCUGAUUCUGAGGUGAUGACGUCAAAGAAAGCGACGCCCAAUAUCAGUUUCAGAUAGGAAUCGAGGGAUCAGACGACGUCUAUCUCCUGCCCUCCGUGUCAUCCACGUCUUCUUCCACGUUCAGCAUGACAAGGUGAGCCCGAAGAGAAUCAGAGAACACGCCGAAAUAGAGUGCAUAAGAAUUAUGAGCAGCGAAAGCGGAAAGAGCUUUUGGUGCAGAUGUGUGAGCAAAUCGUGUGCUGAGCAGGCAUCGACCAAAAAUCAGCCGCGUCUCUUUCUGAAAACUUUAUUGAAACUGCAAAUGAAAAGCAGUUAGUCACGGCUGUCAACCCGUUCGAAUCCUCUCCAUUGAAUACUUUCGCUUGUUAGUUGCAUUCAAAGUGGCCAUCUCUCUCUCCCUCUGAAAAAGACAUAUUCUCAGACACCUCAAUUUCACAAUGCACCCUCUAUUGCCCUCUGGGCCAUUCGGGCUCUUUUUGUCCUCGUGCUCCCCUUGUUUUCCGUUUGCUCUCCUUGACAACCGCACUAAUGAGCCGGCGUGAGACUGCGGCCGAAUGUCCAGUUAUUUCGACGACCACCCGCAUUUCUUCACACCGACGCGUGUAUUUGUGAUUAUUCCGGGUAGCAUGGCGGCUGCGUCGUCGGAGGAUUUCCAUAAAAUAUACUGGUGCCGUGUCGCACCGUCCGACGAUUUCCGCAUCUCUCUCGGUCUCUCCUACUUGCUGCUACCACGCCGACAGUUGUAACAGUUAAUUUGCGAUCGCUGAUCGACCGAUGCAUACGCAGACGAACAAGACGUACAGACCGAAAAACUGUUGUUCUCAUCGUCCCUUUUCGACGUCGACGCUCUUUUUCUGACGCUCUGUGUCCAUCCAUUUUUGUGUUGCUGUGUGGGUUGUAUUGCGUGUUUGUCGUUUUUGAUGGCAUGGGAAAGCGAGAUAGUUUCUUAUGCCAAAGGCCAGGACUGUUCUUCGCCCGCCUAUCAUUUAAUUCCAAUUUAAUUCUUCUUCUUCUUCUUCUUCUUCUUCCACUUCUUCUUCUUCUUCUUCCCGUCUCAAAUCUCUUUCACUUCCGCCUCUUCCCUACUAACUAGGUUUCUUCUUGUUUCUUACCAAAGAAAUCAGAACAAGCCGCGUAUUGUUAUCGUUUUAUGUGUGUAGGCUCUCUUUCUCUUUCGACGCAGCCGUUUGGAGUCUCCUCUCGUUUCCAUCUGCCGAUAAUGGAAAUGAUGUCGUGCACGACUCAAAACAACUCUUUCCUUUCAGUUUUAGCACGUUUCGAAUUUCAUAACGAGACGCAGUCGUUUUAACAAAUUAUACCUUAGCCCAGCAGUCUGAGAGAGUAAAUGCGCGGUUUGAGUUGUAUUUCCUUUUCCGAUCCGCUUCCACCUGUCCAUCGUCUUCUGCUUCUUCUUAUUUUUGCCCGUCUCUCUUCUCUCCGAUUUCAUAGCGUUUCCACCUCGCGGUGCAAUCGAAAGAGCGCGCAAAUACGCACAUUUGAGGCAGUUGGGAACGAGUGCGAACCGCUCGGAUAUUUGUUCAAUUGGUCUCUUCAUCCAUCAACAAUCGUGCACACGAACUGCCCGCCACUACCGUAUAUUGCUCUGUUCCAGACAUUUUCUAAGGAUUCCCAUGAUGAUUCUAAGCGUAUAGCUCAUGCUUGCGUAGCUAGUAAUUCCCUUUGGACGAGUCAUUGUGUGCUUUUGUGCGUCAGUCAAUUCUACAGAACGACGAAUUGUGAGAGAUUCGAAGAAUUUUUGUGCGUUGAGAAAAAGCGCGAUAAAAACCAUUUUGAAAUCAUUCACAGGUGUCGAACACCUGGAUGCGUUCAUCAGUCCGACCCAACCCAACAUGCCCCACCCCUCUCCAAAUGUAUUGCAUUCCAUUCUUUCCCGUCCGUGACGCCAUACGGUCUUCUGAUUCUGAUUCAUCUGUGUCGUCAUUGAAUCAGUGUCUUCAUUCCUUUUACUGCUGUGCUCGCACACUCUUUCUUCCCUUUCGAUGCGAAUCGAAAUGCGGUAUCAUUUUUGAGCGAGUCAGUUGUUGAUUCGAUCAGGCGCACUUUUGAGUUUUCUGUUUGUUUUCAAACCGUCUAUCGUUGGCCAUUCGGCCCGAUCGAAACCCGCCGGAUUAUGGACAGUCACACCGUCGCCUCCUCAGUCCCUGUCUCGCAUCGAUUCGACGUCUCCUUCGCCCAAAUCAGAUUAUCGUCGUUCCUUUCCUCUUCUUCCGUAGUAAACGACGAAAGCGUCUCUUUCCGGUCUCAAGACGGUUCUCCAAUAUUUAUACGAUCCGUGACCGUGCCGGAUGAAUCAGCACUUCCGUUCUGUUUACUCUGUCUUUUAUUACUGGACACAGUUCCGUUCGUGCUGGAUUUCCCAUUCCACUCCUCGCUUCCUUUCAUCGUCUCCUUAUCUUGUCGCUAUCCGAGUAAUUUUCAGCGACUGAAGUUCUGGGUGUAACUAGGGCCGCGUUAAUGGUGGACUAAUAUGGGAAAGAAGAAGAAGAACGACGAGUCCUCGUCUUCGUCUUCGUCUUCUCAGAAACCCUCUGCCGACGACUUCAGCGUGUCCUUCGUUAAAUCCGAAGAAGAUGACGGGACAACCACUAUCCGCGACAAAACCGCCUCUCUCAAAUCCAACGCCACUCACUUCUCGGCGGCUUCGGCUGCGAAGGGAGGACUGUUGUGAGUUAAUAAAAACGCGCGUGCAUUCAAAAUGUGUGAGAAUCCCCGCUGGCAGCGAGUCGCUCAGUUUCCCACUGUUCAAAAUGAUUGGUUUCGACAGCCAAACCAACACAGUAUUGAUCGACGAAGUUCUGAAACUAAAGCCUAAAUCGAAAUUCAGCAGGUGCCCGCGAGUUUUAUGUCAUUCCAAUUGACACUUCAAUUUGUUCAAGCUUUUUCAGAUGCUGUCGGUCGUUGUUUUCGAGACGACGAGUGCUGCAUUCACGGACGGUGCGAGUGGGAUACGGGCCGGUUGGACAUGAUGCAAACGUAACGUUCGCACCGAACACUGUCUGCAAUCAGAAGUACAAUCUGUUUAGUUUUGUGCCAAUCGUGAGUUUUUCCAUGUAUUCUUCCAAUCGGAAUCGAUGAUUUCGCAGGUACUGUUCCAACAAUUCAAAUUCUUUUUGAACCUUUACUUCUUGCUGAUGGCCUGUUCUCAGUUCAUUCCGGCCAUACAAAUAGGAGCACCCAUUACGUACUGGGGUCCCCUCGGAUUCGUUCUGACCAUUACUCUCAUCCGUGAGGCAUUCGACGACUUUGUACGAUAUUUGAGAGACCGAGACCUUAAUUCGGAAAAGUACGAGAAACUGACAAGAGACGGAACGAGAGUGGAAAUCCGAAGUGCGGAUAUCGAAGUCGGAGACGUGAUUAUAAUGCACAAGGACAGAAGAGUUCCCGCCGACGUCGUUUUGCUUCGAACGACCGACAAGUCUGGAGCCUGUUUCAUCCGUACCGACCAAUUGGACGGCGAAACUGACUGGAAAUUGAGAAUACCCAUUCCGUUCACUCAACAUCUGCCGAACGAAGCCGACAUUAUGGAGUUGAAUUGCGAGAUCUAUGCGGAAAAACCACAAAAGGAUAUUCACGCAUUCGUGGGAACUCUGAAAAUGACUGUGGAUGACACUGUCCAAGACGGAUCUCUGAAUGUGGAAAACGUUUUGUGGGCGAAUACAGUCGUUGCUUCUGGAACUGCCGUCGGAAUCGUCGUGUACACUGGCCGCGAAACAAGAAGUGUGAUGAACACGACACUUCCGGAAAGCAAGGUUGGUCUUCUUGACCUCGAAGUGAACAAUCUCACCAAGCUGCUCUUUAUCUUCGUGCUCGUGCUGGCUUCUGUCAUGGUCAUCAUGAAAGGUAACUUUAUAAAAUAAAUUCUCAGUUCUAUGUAGUCUUUCAGGACUCGAUAAUCUGUGGUAUCGUUACUUGAUGCGAUUCAUCCUCCUCUUCUCCUACAUCAUUCCGAUCUCGCUUCGUGUUAACCUCGAUAUGGCAAAACUAUUCUAUUCGUGGCAAAUCGGACGAGACAAGCAUAUCCCGGAGACCGUUAUCCGUUCAUCGACGAUUCCGGAAGAACUCGGUCGAAUCUCUUUCUUACUCUCCGACAAGACUGGAACACUGACAAAAAACGAAAUGCAUUUCAAGAAGAUCCAUCUCGGAACUGUCGCGUUCAGCAGUGACGCGUUCGAAGAAGUCGGACAGCACGUGAAGAGUGCCUACGCGGGCAGACUGGCCAAACACUCGUUCUCUGCGAAACUGCAGAAUGCGGUCGAGGCUAUCGCCCUUUGUCAUAAUGUUACGCCGAUCUUUGAGAACGGAGAGACCUCGUAUCAAGCCGCCAGUCCGGAUGAGGUGAGUGUCUGGCACCACUUUAUGCGCCACCUAAAUGCAACACGCUGUCCGUCUAAUUCGUUUGUUCUUGCUCUCUACUAGUUGCGCACUUGUCGGUGUGCUUUGUGAAGACAAAUAACAACAGAAAGACCAAAAUGUUACUAACUUUUCUCAAAUUUGCAGGUUGCGCUGGUGAAAUGGACGGAAACUGUCGGUGUACGAUUGGCAAACAGAGAUCUGCAUGCCAUGUCGCUCAGUGUGAUGCUUCCCAAUGGCCAGACGCUCAUGAAACAGUUCCAAAUUUUGCACGUCUUUCCAUUCACGAGUGAAACGAAACGAAUGGGAAUCAUUGUGAAGGACGAGACGACGGAUGAAGUGACGCUUCUAAUGAAAGGGGCAGACACAGUGAUGAGUGGAAUGGUGCAGUACAAUGACUGGCUCGACGAAGAAUGCAGCAACAUGGCUCGCGAGGGUCUCCGCACUCUCGUCGUCGCUCGCAAACCACUGUCUCCGGCUGAAUUGGACGCAUUCGACAGAGCUUACCACGCGGCGAAGAUGUCCAUAUCGGAUAGAUCUCAGAACAUGGCUUGUGUCGUGAAUAGAAUGCUCGAACGAGAUCUUCAGCUUCUAUGCCUGACUGGAGUCGAAGAUCGCCUGCAGGAUCAGGUGACGACGUCCCUCGAGUUGCUCAGAAACGCCGGAAUCAAGAUUUGGAUGCUCACUGGAGACAAACUGGAGACCGCCAUUUGCAUCGCAAAGUCCAGUGGACUGUUUUCGAGAUCUGACAACAUCCACGUGUUUGGAAAUGUGCACAAUAGAACGGAUGCUCACAACGAGUUGAACAACUUGAGAAGGAAAACGGACGUGGCCCUUGUGAUGCCCGGGUCUGCUCUAAACGUCUGUCUACAGUACUACGAAGCAGAAGUGGCGGAGCUCGUCUGCGCGUGCACUGCCGUCGUCUGUUGUCGUUGCUCACCGGAACAGAAGGCUCAGAUAGUCCAAUUGCUUAGAAAGGUUUUUUUUUAAAUUGUCAUUUUCUCACUAUUAUCUUUCAUUCCAGUACCGUGCUCCACUCCGUGUUGCCGCGAUCGGAGACGGAGGAAAUGACGUUUCGAUGAUCCAAGCAGCUCACGCGGGAAUCGGAAUCGACGCGAACGAAGGAAAACAGGCAUCCCUGGCCGCCGACUUCUCGAUCACCCAGUUCUCGCACGUGUGUCGUUUACUCCUCGUCCACGGACGGUUCUGCUACAAACGAUCGUGUGCUCUCUCGCAAUUCGUCAUGCAUCGUGGUCUCAUUAUCUCAACAAUGCAGGCCAUUUUCUCAUGCGUUUUCUAUUUCGCCUCCGUCUCUCUGUACCAGGGAGUUCUGAUGGUCGCUUAUUCCACGUGCUACACAAUGCUUCCCGUCUUUUCCCUGGUCGUCGAUCGAGAUGUCACUGCCACCAAUGCGCUCACUUACCCAGAAUUGUACAAAGAACUCGGAAAGGGCAGGUCCCUCUCGUACAAGACAUUCUGUAUCUGGGUCCUCAUCUCGCUUUAUCAAGGUAAUCAUUCAGUGAUCAAGAGAGCUUUCGUCAAUCACCUUUCCAGGGGCCGUCAUCAUGUACGGUGCUCUUCUGGUCUUCGACGCUGACUUCAUUCAUGUCGUCUCGAUCUCGUUCUCCGCUCUCAUCGUCACCGAACUCAUCAUGGUGGCCAUGACCGUGCACACGUGGCAUUGGGCGAUGCUUCUUGCACAGGUAAAACUAUCCAUUCUUGGCUUCUACCGCAAUUCACUCAUUUCAGGCACUUUCGCUUGGGCUCUACAUGAUCUCACUCAUUCUCUUUGACCAGUACUUCGAUCGGCAGUUUGUGCUCUCCUGGGUCUUCAUCUCGAAGACGACAGCCAUCACGGCAGUCUCGUGCCUCCCGCUCUACAUAAUCAAGGCUCUUCGUCGCAAGUUCUCACCGCCGAGCUACGCGAAAGUCAACUGA
Messenger RNA from Caenorhabditis sp. 36 PRJEB53466, 6375 nucleotides. NCBI's taxonomy places the organism in Eukaryota, Metazoa, Nematoda, Chromadorea, Rhabditida, Rhabditidae. The record is from the annotation of a GenBank genome assembly.